Molecule: messenger RNA, 1619 nt
Organism: Jaculus jaculus (lesser Egyptian jerboa)
Lineage: Eukaryota; Metazoa; Chordata; Mammalia; Rodentia; Dipodidae
Gene: Fancl
Product: FA complementation group L
Exons: 14
Coding region: 21-1142 (373 amino acids)
Biological process (GO): interstrand cross-link repair; protein monoubiquitination
Cellular component (GO): nucleus; Fanconi anaemia nuclear complex
Molecular function (GO): ubiquitin protein ligase activity
Source: RefSeq, a predicted model, not a curated record
CGCGGUGGGCGCCAUCGGCCAUGGCAGCCGCCGCCUUGCUGCGCCACUUCCCGCUGCUUCUUCCUCAGAACCGCGCGAGGACGGCGUACGAGGGGUUCAUCUCGGCUCAGGGAAAAGACUUCCACCUUAAAAUCUUGUUACCUGACAAUUUACAGAUGAAGAAUGCAAGGCUACUAUGUAGCAGGCAGCUGAAAAAUCUUCUUUAUGAAUACCAUCAAAUAGUAGAACAGAGAAUGCAGCAUUCUCCUGAUUUGAUGAGCUUUAUGAUGGAGUUGAAGAUGAUUUUGGAAGUUGCUUUAAAGAAUAGACAAGAGCUGUGUGUACAGCCUUCUCCUCCCAGGUUCUACUCAAGCCUUCUUGAAGAGAUAGGAACUCUUGGUUGGGAUAAACUUGCAUAUGUGGAUACUUGCUUCAGUACCAUUAAGUUAAAAGCGGAAGAUGCAUCUGGUAGAGCACAUCUAAUCACUGUCAAGUUGAAGGCAAAGUACCCUGUAGAGCCACCAGAGUGUGUUGUGGAUUUUCCAGUUCCAUUUUCUGUUUCCUGGACACCAGAGAGCUCCUUGAUAAGCAUUCACAGCCAGUUCGUAGCUGCACUGGAGUCACUGAAGGCAUUCUGGGAUGUUAUGGAUGAAAUUGAUGAGAAGACCUGGGUACUGGAACCAGACAAACCUACACGGAGUGCAACAGCACGCAGAAUUGUAUUAGGGAAUAAUGUCUACAUACAUGUAGAGGUUGACCCCAGGCAUCCAACUAUGCUUCCUGAGUGCUGCUUUCUUGGAGCUGACCAUGUGGUAAAACCCCUGGGAAUUAAGCUGAGCAGGAAUAUACACUUAUGGGAUCCAGAAAAUAGUCUGUUGCAAAAUCUGAGAGAUGUUUUAGAAACUGAUUUUCCAGCUCGCACAACCCUGGAGAAACUAGAUUUUACUAUGGAUUGUGGAAUUUGUUAUGCUUAUCAACUAGAUGGUGCCAUUCCUGACCAGGUGUGCGAUAAUCCUCAAUGUGGGCAGCUUUUCCAUCAAAUAUGCUUAUAUGAGUGGCUGCGAGGACUGCUCACAAGCAGACAGAGCUUUAACAUUCUAUAUGGUGAAUGUCCCUACUGUAAUAAGGCAAUUACUUUGAAAAUGUCUGGGAAGAAACCCUGAAAAGAAUGUCAUCUUUUCAUGAAGAACCAGAAACUUAAAAUCUGUCAAGGAUUUUAAUUGAUAACUUCAGAGAAAACACAGAGCAAGACAGACCAGUAUCACAAGGACAACUAUGGUGAAGCCAUAAUAGUAUACAUCUGUCUUUGUCUCUUCACUGAGAGACAACUGGGAAGCUGUCGGCCACAGUCCUGUAGAACUUUCUAGGUCUGUGAUCCCCGUCCCACUUGUGGAAGUAUAUUUAUAACAAGGUGGCCAUCUUGUCAUGUUAAUUACAUCUGAAUUUUGACAACUCAUGUAGCCAGCUUUUUGUGCAUGACUCUUUACUUCAUUCAAACAUUCUGAAGAGUCAUGAUACUCUUUUCUUCUUAUUCUCUCCUGUGAAAGAAACACAAAUAUAUUUUGUUAGAUUUGAAUUAUCCAAGUAUUUUCUUGUGUCCUUUGUAAGACUGCUAAAUAAAAUUUAACAGAGCAACCACA